Molecule: messenger RNA, 2931 nt
Organism: Amphiprion ocellaris (clown anemonefish)
Lineage: Eukaryota; Metazoa; Chordata; Actinopteri; Pomacentridae
Gene: tmem88b
Product: transmembrane protein 88 b
Exons: 3
Coding region: 521-1204 (227 amino acids)
Cellular component (GO): plasma membrane
Molecular function (GO): PDZ domain binding
Source: RefSeq, a predicted model, not a curated record
AGAGACGGCACUGUGGUCUCAAUUAGGUGGGGGGGUUUUAAAAGUGGAGGACAGACAAAAGUUUGACACACUUAAAACAAAGACCACAGCAACUGUGAGCUGAAUUAUUUUGGGCAGCCUUGGAAGGAGCAUCUCUGCACAUGCAUGUGGUGUUGCAUGCGGAAAAGAACGGAGAAUUCAUGACUUAGUCGGCUCCACUGACAACUCUGGAUAUUGAAGAGAAGAAGCAGCAAGAGAGCAGAGCUGCAGGAAGCCAACAUACCAGCAUACCACCACUCAACAGAUAAGGCUUCGGGAGGGAACCUCCACAGACCUCUUUCAACAUCAACCAAGAAAGGAGUGAAAAAGAACAGCCGAAAUAAAAAAAAAAGACUAAAGGAACUCUCCUGAAGUGUGCAGGGAGUACGUAUGCCUGGAGGACUGACUGGUCUGCAGUGGUUUUGCAAAGAAGUCACAAAAGCAGAACAAUCUGGAGGAGGAACAGCAAGAGGUCCACCGGGCCCCACAACACAAUUUCACUAUGAGUAUGACCGGUACUCUAGAGAAGGGAGCCCACCACCAGGCCUUGGAUCUGUCUGAGGAACUGCCGCCUCAUCACCUCCAUCACCACACCAACCACCACCAGCACCUCCACCACUCCAACUCUCUGGCCUCCACCACUGCUAUGGGUGGAGGCAGAGAAACACCUUCGCGUGUGGUCAUACCUCCUCCGUAUUCGGCAGCCGAGAGCGGAGGCGGGGGAAGCGAAGCCCCUCUGGAGCUGCGGGGGUCGCUCGACUGCUGGGCCUGCUCGGUGCUGGUGACGGCUCAGAACUUGGUGAUUGCCGCGAUCAACGCCUGCCUUGCUGCAGUUGUGUUUGGGACCAUCCUGGUACCAGCCAUCGUCAUGGUUGUGUUUGGCUUCCUCUGCCACUCUACAGUCCGCCCUCACGGGACGACGCCCUACUGCUCAGACCUGCUGACCGACGGAGGCUGCGUGGCUUUGCUGGUGGUGGGCUUCCUCUUGGUCACCCCUCUGCUGGUCCUGGCCCUGGCCGCUUACUGCCGCCUGGCCCGACACCUCCAGCUGGGCCUGUGCUUCAUCCCAUACAGCCGGGCCGUGUACAAGAACCUGCCGGCCACACAGCAUCGCGGCAUCGGCACCGGAUGCUGCGGCGGUCGAGACGGAGCCGACAGCAGCGGGAAGGGAAAGGUCUGGGUGUGAGACGAAGGUGGGAUAGGGAAGGGGAAGAGAGAGAAAAGCGGUGAGGAUGACCAUCAGCUGUAUAUAAAGGGAAGUGAACACGAGAAUGAGGUAGAAGGUUGUAUAGGAUGACUAAAGCUGGGGGUGUGAGGAAACGCUAUAUGUGUACCAGAGAAUGGAGGAAGUUGUAAAUAACAGUUACUACACAACAACCAGCUGGACAUCCUGGAAGGGAAGUUACAUAAUGACUAAUGAAUUUUUCCCAAGUGUUAACAUCAGAGCAGCAUAAUAGAUUGUUGAGAAAAAGAGUCAGCAUGGCGCUCUAAGGAGUUUUUGUUGGUAUUAUUUCACUGGACACAUUAGUUUGAUUAUCUCUACAGUUACAAUAUGCUGUCUUUGACAAUGAGAAAAAAAAUGAUCACAAACAAAAGAUGCAUUUUUCACGCAAGAUACAGAAGUGAGUAUGCCCCUGUGCAAUGUCAAUUAAAUGUUACAUUAUUCACAAUUUCAUAACCUCUCAGUAAUCACAGUAUUUCUAGUGUUUUGUCUUUUGAACAUAUGGAAAACACAGUCCUCAAAGUAAAAACUAAACAGUGCAGAAGUUACAAAUCUGUGAUCUCUGGAACUAAAUUGAGCGCACUUUGUUGUUCAACACUAGAAAAUGCAACUUUGUUUAAUGUUAUGAAAGUCUGGCUCAGAUAGGGUUCAGUAUGCUUGGCGUAAACCUGCCUAGGACUACCACAGUGAAUGCAUAGUCCUGACAGUGAAGUAUGGAGGUGGCAGUGUGCUGAUACUGGUCUGCAUGAGUGCAAAAGGCGUUGCAAAAUCACAUUUUUAGAUGGCAACCAUGAAUGUCUGUGGAUAUACCAAAACACUGGCUGAAAACACAACUCCUAAGCCUGCCGAAGUUUGGCACAAAAGGGAUAUUCCAGCUAUUUUUGACAACAAUCCAAAACACACUUAGAAACUCGUGUGAAAGUUUCUAAAGAAGAAAGAGUGAAAACUGACCUGGCCAAGUGUGUCACCUGAUUUGAAUCCAACAGAAUCUUUAGUGUGUUUUAAAGGAAAGGCAGAGCAAUGCAACACUUUCAGCAAACAUCAACUAAAAAAACAACAACAUACAAAUACAAAAUUUGAAAAAAUAAAAGAUUUCAAAGUCAGAAAUCAAAGCGUACUGACUUAUGUUGCAUUGAGUUCCUACUGUGGGGCCUGGUGUAAUUUAAUCUAGCCUGUUAUUUUUUAAUUCAAUUGCUGUAGGGUGACAUAUUCUGAUUAAUUUGACAUUUAACUGAUACUGUAUAGGGAUGCACUCACUUCUGUUGUGAACUGUGAAUGCCCAAAUCAUAUGCAAGCUGAGUAACAUAGAGAAAACAAAGAGCGUCAAGUCAAUAAAUGACUGUAACUCUGUAAAUCAGCAAUAACUUAAAAUACCCGGACAUGCCUAACAAGUUCUGACUGCUGGGGAUAAAGAAAAGAGCUAAAUUUGAUACACUGAAGUUGUCAAAAAUACAACCAGAUGUGCAUACAAACUUAACUUUCCUGGAUGAAACAAAGGAAAUAGGAAAUCUGAAAAUAGCACAUCUCACAAAGGCUGGACUUUCACUCAAUAUAACUCUAUCUUAUCACAUUUAUGUUAUUAUGAAAACAUGUAUUUUUCUAGGGUAGUUUUCUUUUUAGCUGCUGCAAACUGUGAUUACAAUCCCAUGUAUUAUUUGCUUUUUAUAAAUAAAGUUUUGGGAUUUUGUUGA